This is a messenger RNA of Syngnathus typhle (broad-nosed pipefish), 2093 nucleotides long. RefSeq names its product chloride intracellular channel 1 (gene clic1). The record is from RefSeq and is a predicted model, not a curated record. NCBI's taxonomy places the organism in Eukaryota, Metazoa, Chordata, Actinopteri, Syngnathiformes, Syngnathidae. The transcript is spliced from 7 exons. Bases 148 to 876 code for a protein of 242 amino acids.
GGUGAGCUUUGCCGAUGCCGGUGGCCUCCAGGAAAUGUCGAAGCGGUGCGUGUGUGUUGCCCGAAGAGAGGACGCACCACUGGGAGGAGAAACUAGCAACAGCAGCAACAGGCGUCAGCGGCUUCGAGCAGCACUAAGGAAGGAACGAUGAGCGACACAAAUGCGCCCAAAGUCGAACUUUUUGUUAAGGCAGGGAGUGAUGGCCAGAGUAUCGGCAACUGUCCCUUCUCUCAGCGCCUCUUCAUGGUGUUGUGGCUUAAAGGAGUCACAUUUGACGUUACCACCGUGGACAUGAAGAGGAAGCCGGACAUUUUGAACGACCUGGCUCCCGGUGCCCAGCCGCCCUUCUUGUUGUACGGCACCGAGGUGAAAACGGACACCAACAAGAUCGAGGAGUUCCUGGAGGACAAUCUCAGCCCCCCAAAGUAUCCUCGUCUGGCAGCGCGUAACCCCGAGUCAAACACAGCAGGCAUGGAUGUUUUCUCCAAGUUCUCAGCUUACAUCAAGAACUCCAACCCUCAGACCAAUGAAAAUCUCGAGAAAGGCCUUCUGAAAGCACUGAAGAAACUCGACGACUACCUCGGCUCGCCACUUCCUGACGAAAUCGACCAAAAUAGCUCAGAUGAAGUCACUUCCUCGACCCGCCCCUUCCUCGACGGACAACAACUUACACUCGCUGACUGCAACCUGCUUCCAAAGCUCCACAUUGUCAAGGUUGUGUGUUUAAAAUACCGAAAAUUCAGCAUCCCUCAGUCUCUGUCCAACCUUUGGAGGUACCUGAACUCAGCAUACGCCCGAGACGAGUUUGCCUCAACCUGCCCGAUUGAUGACGAGAUCCACAUGGCUUACGCUUCUGUGGCUAAAGUUCUCAAGUAGGCUUUGGGAAAGAAAAAAAAAAAGUUGGUUAGAAAGAAUUUAUCAUCAGUUUAACAACACUUUUUUUUUUUUUCUUCAGUUUUGCCUGUUUACUGUAAAAACCCUUAAAAAUCAUUUGCUCUAAAUUCCACGCUAUAGUGGAGUUGCAAAAGAUCAAUCUAAAUGCAGUCGUACCAUUUCUUUGUAUUUUGGGGAGAUGAUGUAUACAGACACAAAACUGCCAAGUCGGCUGAAAACUCAUUCAGCUUAAGUGUCAAUCUUUUAUUUCGUAAAAUAUAUGCACACCAGCAUGAACCAAAGUAUUUGGCAAUCGCAUUGAACGGUUCACACUCGGGAUGGGCCAGUACCGACACCAGCCUUCUUUCACGGUGUCGGUACAACGCAACGAUGGCUGCUGCAUUGUGGUUGUUUUAAUCAGGAACUAAUUAAAAAUUUCUCAUUUUAGCAGAGUAGGCUAUAAAUAUGAAAUCAUUUUUCUUCAAAUCUUGUUCAUUUUUAAUGUGCCCUAAAAACUUCUUUGUGUGAAUUGAGUUUACCAGUUAGCAAUGUCCUGAAAUAUUUUGUGUCACAUGAGUUGGCAAUGUCGCAACUAUAAAAAUAGCGGGUAGUUUCCGACUGCUUGGAAGGAAGAUGAUAAGCUUGAAGAAAUGUGCACUUACAGAAAAUAGCUCGUGAACAAUGCUGUCUGUCAAGCCCACUGAUGGAAAGGAACAUUUUAAAUCAUCUGAAAAGUGACUUCAAACCACACAAGUGCAAUUUAAGAAUCAGAACUCUUUUUUUUUUCUACGCUGUUUUUGACAUAUUUGCCUGUUUUGCUUCACAACUUAAAUUGGAGAGGUCCACCUUCCCAAAGUGAAAAGAUUUUUGGGUUUGUUUUAGUUGACUGAACUGUUUCCGACAUGAAUCAAUUAAAGGGACAGUGUCUUAUAAUAUUUUCAGGAUGUCAUUUUAGAUUUCUUAAUGUACUGUAGAGAAAAAUGACAUUUCAGGGACCUAACUCAUCAAUAUUUGACUUAACUCUUUGUUUCUUAAUAUAUUGCAUGUUAUUUUGAUGACACCUAUUUAGCUCCUUGCUAUUUUUAGUAUUACUUUUGUUGACUUUUUUUGUGUGUUAGAUAAUUAGCUGACAUUCCAAGUUGACUUUUGUAUUUCCAAGGCCACAUUUCAUUUGUGCAUUUCUUUAAAAAUAAGCCCAAUAAAGUUUUCUUCAGAAAUAA